AUAAGAAGAAGAACAAUGAGCGACACAGAGGAGGCUCAAGACGGAUACGUCGUUCGCCUUCCCCGCAGACUCAUCGUGCGGGCCUUGAUGGUGAUAACGGCAAGCGUCUUCCUCUUGGUUGUUCUACUACUGGUCUUUGCGAUAGGGCCUCGAAUGGCACAGAAGGAGAUUCCGGAACCCGAGCCCUUCUGUUGCCCCAGCGAUGGGCGCCAUAUCGUCGCCGUCGUCAACGACUCGGUCGACCCUUGCGAGGAUCUUUACUCUUACAUCUGCACCUCUACCGUGACCAACGAGGUCGAGAAGCCUGCGUCGCUGCUCGAAAUGCUUGAGGCGAUGAUCACCACCGCUACAGCAGCGAAUGGCUCCUCCGCCUCCGCCUCCUUACUGUCCAAAAGUAGGGCGGGAAUGUUCCUCCAGAAGCUGUACGCAGCCUGCGUGGUCGCCGCGAAAGGAGAGAGGCAACGCGACGAGCACGGCCGGGGCAUUUCUUUCCUCUCUGCGCAGAUGGCAUCAGCUCUUUGGGACAGUGGAAAAGAGCUGCUAACCUGGAUGAACAGCACUAAUCUACUGACGUACCUGUUUAUUACGAACUUGAGGUACCGUAUCCGGUCGGUAGUGGAAAUAGUCUACACCAGCUGGGACACGACGCUCCUCUUCAGCCACGACGCCUUGGACUGGGGCUCCGAGAUGCACCUACUAUGCGAAGAAUGCGUUGCGGCUGCAUUGAUAGUCUACCAUCAGCACGUGAACAGUAGCCUUGUUGGCAACGGUGACUUCCGGGAGGCAGCCAAUGGCACGCUCGUCACGUUUGACGAUGUUAGCGUCUUUGCCACGCGCCUUCACAGGCUAUAUUCGAAGAAGAAAGUCGUGGGACACUUUGUGAUGGACAAUGUAUCACAGCUUUGGCCUGCCGAAGACAUCCUAAAUUCCUUACAAGUACUACCUUGGCUGGACUCAAGCGCAAACGUGAACUUUGAGUGUUUUGCACUCAAUCAGAUUGUCGUUCUUCGAAGCGAAAUCACGAAAAGGGAAAACUGGGCUGUCGGGGCUGUCUAUCUCAUUGCACACACGGUCGCUCGAGCCUUUAUGAGUAUUUCUCCAGAAGCAGUGAAAGAAGUCCACUGCGUGAUGUUAACCACUACACUGAGACAGCUCGUGAGCGCCACGUUCUGGGAGUUGUACGGCACGCCGGAGAAGGAAACUGUGAUUGCGGACAUUUACAAGAGCGUUCUUGAUGCAGUGGCCCUUGACGUGUCUAGGCAUAUUGCCUCCAGCGGAGAUCAAAACGCGCGCCUGAGGCUAAGUAACGUAAUGGGCAAUGUUACCCUCGUCACUGCUGCCGUCACAAACGCCAAAGUAGGCCAGAUACCGCAAGAAACAGAUGAAGACUACGCACGAAGCCUCUUGGUCGCCCGAUCGUUUGAGUUCGAGGCGUGGAAGAACCGUAUGGCUCUUGGCCUGCCUACAUGGUUCACCGAGAAGCCUGUCCUUCAUACGAGGCAACGACUGUACCUAGAGGUGCCAGCGUCCUUUUAUGGCGUCGUACACGUCACCAAGGGUCCCAGCCCGCUCAACAUGGCCGUGCUAGGCGUACGCGUGGCCGAGAUUCUGUGGCGCGUCGUGCUCCUCGAAGAGUGGGAUGGUGAAGCGCAGGUCAAGGUGGACGCGCUGCUACGCUGCUUCAGUCACGCCUUCACUGCGACCCACGUCCACGACCAUCGUGUAAGCGGGGGGGAGCACGCGAUCGCCGUCUCUCUGGCGGCCACCUCGUUGGCCCUGCGGAGCGUGAUGAGGGCGGCGCUAGUCCAGGACUGGUACACAACGCGCGAUGUGGGAGGACGCGGCGGCGCUACAGAGGCUUCGCCGUCACGACUGUCGCAUGCGCAGUUCUUCUUCCUGGAGGAGGCGUACGCCCGCUGCCCGCGCGGAGAAGCCAAGUGGCCCGAUGCGAGAUGCUUCAACGUGCCUGCGGCGUACGUGCCCGAGUUUAAGCGUGCCUUCGAGUGUCCGCACAAGGAGAGCGCAGACACGCUUAGGACAUGCGCCAUGGUGUGAAACCUGCCAGCUCGCUCGACGACUUGAAAAUUCGAGCGAGAUAGUGGCACCCAUCAGUCUUUGGUGCUUUUGUGUGCCCCUUACUUGAUGACCUAAUUAUAUACUUGACUGUUCUUUUUAA
Molecule: messenger RNA, 2176 nt
Organism: Dermacentor albipictus
Lineage: Eukaryota; Metazoa; Arthropoda; Arachnida; Ixodida; Ixodidae
Biological process (GO): proteolysis
Molecular function (GO): metalloendopeptidase activity
Source: RefSeq, a predicted model, not a curated record